Molecule: messenger RNA, 1101 nt
Organism: Peniophora sp. CBMAI 1063
Lineage: Eukaryota; Fungi; Basidiomycota; Agaricomycetes; Russulales; Peniophoraceae
Source: the annotation of a GenBank genome assembly
AUGUCCCACUCUGCUCGCAUAUCUGUAGCCAUCACUGGAGUCGGCUUGGUUGGCGCAGAGCUCGUACGCCAGUUGCGUUCUCUGGAUCCCUCUCCGUUCCGCAUCGUUGCGCUGUCCUCAUCCAAAACCACACUUUUCCAUCCCGAUGGGCUGGACUUUGAGGGCGCCCACAAGGACUGGCAAAAUGACUUGAAGACGCCCUUUACGCGCAUGAGCCUGUCUGAACUUGCGCGCGAGCUCGAGGGUCUCGUGCGCCCCGGUGCAGAUGUCGUGUUCGUGGAUAACACGAGCAGCGACGAUGUGGCGCGCGCGUACCCCGAGAUGUUGCGAUACGGCGUCCACGUCGUGACGCCGAACAAGAAGGCGUUUUCGUCUGAUCUUGAGCUUUAUGAGGCGAUCCUGUCUGCAAGCUCAGAGAGUGGCGCGAGCUUCCUGAACGAGGCGACCGUGGGUGCCGGUCUGCCUGUUGUCGGGCCGCUCAAGGACCUCAUCGCCACUGGCGAUAAGGUAUCAAAGAUCGAGGGAGUAUUCUCCGGCACGAUGUCCUACAUCUUCAAUAACUUCUCUACCGGCGCACCGUCCGGCCCGACGUUCUCUUCUGUCGUGGCGACUGCGCGCGAGAAGGGCUAUACGGAGCCGCACCCCGCAGAUGACCUUAACGGCGCAGACGUCGCACGCAAACUGACGAUCCUGUCGCGCGUGCUGCCGCAGCUACGUGCUGCUUUGCCCGAAGGCUACAAAUCCGUUCAGACAACCUCGCUCAUACCGAAGGGACUUGAGGAUGCCGCAACGGGUGAUGACUUUAUUGCGCGCUUGCCGGAGUUCGAUUCACAGUUCGAUACCAUGCGCGAGGAGGCUGCCAAGGAGAGCAAGGUGUUGCGGUACGUCGGCGUUAUCGACGUAGCGAGUGGCACGAUCAAGGCUAGCCUCGAACAAUAUCCUAACACGCAUCCCUUUGCAACUUCCCUUGGCGGAAGUGACAACAUCAUCAUGUUCCAUACAGAGCGUUACGGUGCACGCCCGCUCAUAGUUCAGGGUGCCGGAGCUGGAGCCGCCGUCACGGCUAUGGGUGUCAUGAGCGACCUGCUCCGGUUACUCUAA